CGCCAUGGGUAGCAAGAUGGCGGCGGCCAGCAGGGUCGUUCAGGUUGUGAAGCCACAUGUACCAGCGAUUAGAUUUCCUGAUCGAAAGAACAGUCCUAAGCCUAGUGUACAAGAAGCUUUAAAGUCCAUGAUCUACCCCUUCAGUGCUCCCUCAGUAAUACCACAUCAAGGUGCAACUGGUAACCCUUCGUCAGGUACUCAGAAUACUCCAUCUGUACACAGAGUACCAAGUAAACCCGACACAUUGGCUGUAAUAAAACCACUGCCUCAGAAAUACAGAAGAAAGAUAUUGAGCAAUGAAGAAAUGGAAUAUAUCCAACGUGGAGGUCCUGAAUAAGAAGUCCGAGGCAAGAUUCAAGUGUGCAAUUGCAUCAUGCCAAGACAUUAAAAUGUGUUAUAUAAAUAUUAAAAUAUCAACAAUUGUAAAGUAGUAGUUUUAAUGAAUAACUAUGGUAGCUUCUCACACAAGUUGGCAACCAGUAACCUUGUUUUUCUUUAAGAAGCAACUUUAGGAAAUGUUGUAUUUACAUUUUGUAAAAAUAAAAAAAAUUCAAGUAA
Messenger RNA from Xenopus laevis (African clawed frog), 558 nucleotides. It is a transcript of the gene kgd4.S, whose product is annotated as mitochondrial ribosomal protein S36 S homeolog. Lineage: Eukaryota; Metazoa; Chordata; Amphibia; Anura; Pipidae. The transcript is spliced from 4 exons. Bases 5 to 337 code for a protein of 110 amino acids. The record is from RefSeq and is marked provisional. Gene Ontology annotation, molecular function: oxoglutarate dehydrogenase (succinyl-transferring) activity. Gene Ontology annotation, biological process: 2-oxoglutarate metabolic process. Gene Ontology annotation, cellular component: mitochondrion.